AUGAGGGUCUUGCCCGCGACACGAAGGGCGCUGGCCCUUGCCCUGGCCGCUGCCGCCUGCGUCUCCUUCUCCCAGCUGUGCAUCUUCUCCGCCAGCCAAACGCACUCGCGCUUCAGGUCAGUCACGAGCGAGGGCGAGUUUAUCGGGGCGACCUUUGACCCGAGACAAGCCAGCGCGGGAAGGAAAGGAAACCCUCAGUGGAAAAGGGCGUCCGGCAACCCCCUCAGUUACGCGGAGAGCCGCCAAGCCAGAAAGGGCUUUUGGAACCGAAGUGCAACCAGACGAACGGGAAAGGGUGGGCGGUUCUCCACGGCCGCGACGGAGGGAGAGGUCGCCAGAGAGGAGAAGAGGAGAGGACCGAAGGAGCAGAAGGACCGAGAGCCGAGGCAGACGGAGGGAGGGCUGCCCAGACUCAGCCUCUCCAGCGGCGCCGCCCUUCGGGACACGGACUUCGCCAAGUACAGCCCAGAGGACAGGCUCAUCCUGGAGAGCCGCGUGGGCGUGAUGGCGGAGCGCGCCCGUGCGGUGGCUCGAGCAUGCCAGGAGACGCCGCCCAUCGAGGGGACGCCCGUGAGAGAGAAUUUCAUUUGGGACUUGAGGCACAAGCCGAGCAUCGUCUGGUGCCCCACCUACAAGGUCGCCUCCACCACCUGGAUGCGCAACUUCCUCCUCCUGGGCCGCUUCAACGAGCACAACCCGCGCAUUCCGAGGAACCUCUCGGCGGAGGAGCGGGAGAGGAGGCGGUUCAAGCCAAAGUACGGCGCGACGCACGGCGCUGCCUUCGCGAUGUACGGGCGCCCCCCGACGGCGGCGGCGAGGGCGCGGGCGCUGAGAGAGAGCGUCAGGCUGAUCAUCGUGAGGCAUCCCUUCACCAGGCUCCUCUCCGCUUACCGCGACAAGAUGGCCAAGCGAGUCCCUCGUCCGAGGAAGUUCCGGUACGAGGAUCUCCAGAGGCACAUCGUGGCCACGUACCGCAGUGGCCGCAGCGCUGACCGGUCUCCCUUCCCGAGUUUUCCGGAGUUCGUCCAGUUCGUCAUCGAUUCGACGCGGAAUUUCUCCAGCGCCGCCGACUGGAAGGAAAACGUCAGAUGCUGGGUCCCCUACUGGGCGCACUGCAACGUCUGUGACUACGACUUCAACGUCAUCAUGAAACUGGAGACCCUGGAGGAGGACCAGCAGUUCCUCGUCGCGCUCUCGCACCUCGACGAACUCAAAAACAAAACCAGCUGGGCUCAUCUGCGCGGCUCGUCGUCGUCUCAGCUGGCGGUGCAGUUUUACAAGGAUCUGACACGCCAUCAGAUGCUGCAACUUUACAAGCGCUACGAACUGGACUUUAAGCUUUUCCAAUACCAUAUACGGGAUUACUUGUCUGUUGCAAAGGACGCGUGA
Messenger RNA from Penaeus vannamei (Pacific white shrimp), 1389 nucleotides. The record is from RefSeq and is a predicted model, not a curated record. NCBI's taxonomy places the organism in Eukaryota, Metazoa, Arthropoda, Malacostraca, Decapoda, Penaeidae.